Molecule: messenger RNA, 408 nt
Organism: Brassicogethes aeneus
Lineage: Eukaryota; Metazoa; Arthropoda; Insecta; Coleoptera; Nitidulidae
Source: the annotation of a GenBank genome assembly
AUGGUCAAAUCAGUAACAAGUUUUAGACAGAAGGCCAUAAACAGUCGAGCUCUUGUAGUAAAAAAAACAGUUUUUGACAAAAACGAGAUAUCUACAACAUGUAAAGUUACGUCAACCCCCAAAGCUACAACAACACCUAAAGAUGUGUCAAAACCUAAAGCUUCAACACCUAAGGCUACGACAAAGAAAAAUACCACAGAAAAAGCAGAUGAGCAAGAUUUUCAUUGUCCAGUGUGUCAGAGGAAUGAAAUUUCUGAUAUGCGUCUGUGCGUUGUCUGCAAUAAAUAUAUUCAUGAGGAUUGUGUAGAUGUAAAACAGUUGUCUCAAAAGGAACAAGUUUUGAUAAAUCAGUUUGCUGAUGAAAUUGGAGGUGAUUCUAAUGCUGAAGAUGAUCAACCUAAAGUUUAA